This is a messenger RNA of Sitophilus oryzae (rice weevil), 2813 nucleotides long. Its product is annotated as sestrin homolog. Gene Ontology annotation, biological process: negative regulation of TORC1 signaling; regulation of response to reactive oxygen species; positive regulation of macroautophagy. Bases 404 to 2419 code for a protein of 671 amino acids. Gene Ontology annotation, cellular component: nucleus. Lineage: Eukaryota; Metazoa; Arthropoda; Insecta; Coleoptera; Curculionidae. The transcript has 11 exons. Gene Ontology annotation, molecular function: oxidoreductase activity, acting on peroxide as acceptor; L-leucine binding. The record is from RefSeq and is a predicted model, not a curated record.
AGUCAGCCGGUGUAUUGACGUUAAAAAAUAGUUGUAUACCGGCAACUCUUUUGUUUCGUGGUCGAUUUUCGUCGGUAAAAAGGUCCCUUUCCCCAGUUUUCCGGCGGUUUUCACUGGGAAAUGCAUUGUUACAGGCACACGUAGCCUCGCCAACGAAAAUCCUGAUCCCGGUCGCCGAAUUCGCGAAGUUUUCUUUGUUCUUCGACGGUUUGUGAUCGCGCUGCAACAGAAUUAUAACACGACCCCCGUAUAACCGAUUCAAACAACACUGAACUCAAGCAUCAAUUAACCAGUUAAAAACGAACAUUCAGUAUUAGAUGAAAAAGUAUUAACAAUCACCAAAGACUUAGACUAACACCAAGUACAAAAAAUAAACAAGUAUAUACGUAAAAAAGACCAAACCAUGUUUGUCCAGACCAACGUCACCGCGUCUCAGAAAAGAUCAGCCGCCAAUCCUGACAGUACCUCCUCACUACCAUUGGAGGACGAUAACGAAUCUGAUCCCAUAAAACUACCGGCGGUUUCCGACGAACUUAUGCUCGACCUAGAUCGAAUUUACUCGACCCAAGACACCGAAAUCCAAGAGCUAGCUCUCGAUGUCGUGUCCAAACUUGUAGAGAGCUGGCUGGACCCAAAUAAUUUCGUUAGUGAUCAGAAAUGCGACUGUAAAGAUGACAUUUCGGACAGGUACGACACCUGUCAUGUUACCGAAACGAAAAAGGAUGAAUCUGAGGUUGUUGAGAGUGAGACAAAGUCGCAGGUGAAGAAGUCGGAUUGUAAAAGGUCAAAUGGUGAUGGGCAUUCGAUGUCUAGCUCUGUGACUUUCGAGAAGAGGCCUCGUUGUAACACUGGCGACGAGACUGUGUCCAAGAGCACUAUCAAGGGUGGCAGAACUACCGUGCAAUAUUUUGAUUUGGUGGCGUUGCAGUUGCCUAUUAUUCUGAGGUUGUGUUUCGCUUGUCCGUUCGGGCAUGUUAGGAGAAAAUGUCGAAGAAUUUUGGAUAUGGUUCAGGAUCGUGGACUACCAAUUCCAGUACCAUUGGUUUAUGGACCUAGUAAGUUCAUCCCAUCAACAGAGCUACCGUUUUUGGGAACUUGCAACGACAAGACUCAUCCACUGUUCGUGGAUGCCUUUCUCCAAAAUAACCGCUUGGACCAUGUCUCCCAAGUUAUGGGGUACCAUCCGGUCUAUCUGGAGCAGUUCCUCAAAGCCCAGAACUAUAUCUUACGUGGAGACGGUCCGUUGCCAUUUGUUUAUAGACAUUACAUAGCCAUUAUGGCGGCUGGAAGACAUCAAUGCAGCUACCUCAUCGCCCUUCAGAAGCAUGAAUUUAUGCUACAGGGUGGCGACGAAAACUGGCUUAGGGGUCUCAAAUACAUACCUCAGAAACUUAGGAAUUUGUAUGAUAUCAACAAGAUCUUAGCUCAUCGUCCUUGGUUGCUCAAAAAAUCUCAUAUUGAGAAACUGACCAAAUGCGGCAAGGACUCCUGGUCGCUGGCCGAAGUGGUUCACGCCAUCGUCAUCCUGGCCCACUUCCACAGCCUCUGUUGCUUCGCGUUCUCCAGCGGAGCCAACGAGGAACUGGACCAGGCCGGCGGCUACCAAUACCCCGCAGUACAAACCGACACGUCUGUGACCAGGACUGCACAGACACCGUCACCUAGUAGUAAUAGAGGAACUAAUACCGUUGGAAACCGUCGCGAAGGCUGUGAACCUGUGGGACCAUGCCCCCCAUCACCAACGGAACCGGAAGUAGGAAUAACGACCCUUAUGCAACGUAUGAAAACUUUAUCAGAACAAACGGAAGAAUGCACCCCUGGUGAACUGGCCAAAAGAUUCGAAAAUAUUGAGGUACAAUCGGCAGAACUGAACGUUGUAGGUGCAGCACCUGCAGAAACGCCGGCAGACAUCAGUUACUUCAUUGACGACCCCACCUUUCAGUACCAGGACUUCGCAAAACGGGGAGAAUCGGAUAUUCACACGUUUAGAGUGCAGGAUUAUUCUUGGGACGAUCAUGGUUAUUCGACUGUUAACAGACUGUACAAUGACGUAGGAACCUUACUCGACGGCAAAUUCAGGACCGCUUACCAUCUCACUUACUACACCAUGGGCGGCAGGACCGACGUGGACACGUCCAGGUUCCGACGGGCCAUCUGGAACUAUAUUCAGGCGCUGCUGGGCAUACGUCACGACGACUACGACUACGGAGAGAUCAACGCCCUGGUGGAAAGAUCGCUGAAGACGUUCAUCAAGAGCGCCUGUUGUUAUCCGGAACGGGUGACCAAGAAGGAAUACGAUCGCGUUAUGAGGGAGUUCGAGCAUAGUGAAAAGGUUCACGUCAACCUGAUGGUUCUGGAAUCCAGGAUGCAGGCAGAACUGUUAUACGCCCUGCGCACCGUCAAUCGUUAUAUGACAUAAGUUCUUUUUUUAUACCGUUUUUUAUUAUGAUUAUUAUUAUUAUUUUAAAUAAUGUUUUCGUACUUUGUUGUUAGGCCUCACAAUCAUAAACUUUAAGUCGUCUAAAAAUCAAACCAUAUACAGUGUGCUGUUGUUACCAAGACUUGUGUGCGAUCUACAUAUUCUAUAUUUGUUCUCUUCCCAUUACGUAUAAAUUUGUAUUUAGCCAUUUCGUUAUGACCACACUGUAUAUAUCUAUAACAAUACCAAGUCGAUAUAGACAAAAGAGAUUGUAAGAAUUUGAAAAAAGUUAUAUAUUGUAACGUGAAAAAAAUACAAAAAAAAGUGUAAAUAUUUUUAUAGGUUCCGCCACUGACGCCGAAUAUUUAUUGGAAACAAGGGCAGUGGCGCGCGA